This is a messenger RNA of Notolabrus celidotus (New Zealand spotty), 2244 nucleotides long. It is a transcript of the gene ephx5, whose product is annotated as epoxide hydrolase 5. Gene Ontology annotation, biological process: arachidonate metabolic process; epoxide metabolic process. Gene Ontology annotation, molecular function: epoxide hydrolase activity. The transcript is spliced from 11 exons. Bases 566 to 1972 code for a protein of 468 amino acids. The record is from RefSeq and is a predicted model, not a curated record. NCBI's taxonomy places the organism in Eukaryota, Metazoa, Chordata, Actinopteri, Labriformes, Labridae.
GAUCACCUCUGCAGGCUUGGAGAGGAACAAAGCGUUGCUCCUUCUGUUGUGUUCCACCACAGCGAAGUUCAGGGCGCUCUGAGCCCCUUCGUCCUCAUGGAUGUUGAUCUCUAACGGACCCCCAACGAGAUCGGAUAGACCCACCGAGACCAGAACCGCGAGGACGGGGAGGACAAUCUUCCACAUCAUGUUUAUCUGCCAGCUGACCCAAAACAACAAACACAGCUGAGCUCCACUCCUUGUUAUAUAAACCAGGACGACGUCACGGCUGUUGUUCCACGCUCUCAGCCAAUCAAAGCGCUCCGUUACGUUCCAUGCGUUCAAGUGUCCCUCGGAAAGUAGAGUACUUCCGGUACUUCUGUCUUCAGAAUCAGAAUCAGCUUUAUUGGCCAGCAGCAGCGUGUGGUCUGGACCUAUGGUCUGGACUCCCUGCUCGAUAUUCGCUCCAGUGAAUUCCUCUCCUUCCCUCUUCUGAUUCAGGAAGUGUAACUCAGCCUGAGGGCAGUCUGUGGAAGACAAACCAGUCUGAGCUCCCACUUUAAAACAUCACCUUUGGAACAGCACCAUGCAAAGACUGCAGGUUUUAAAGGACACUUUAUUUGCCUUGGAUCUGGUCCAAAGGCAGGCCCUGGCUGGUUCAGUGCUGGCAGCAGGUGGUUUACUGGCCUACCUGUACCACAAAAGAAGACAACUGAAAACUGUCCCUCUUGGUGACGGAUGGUGGGGAGCUGGAGAGAAACCACUGAGAGAGGAUGAUAAGAUCUAUCCCUUUAAAGUGGAAACCUCGGAUGAAGAAAUCAAGGAUCUUCAUGAGCGCAUCGACACAAGCCGCUACACUGACCCUGUAGAGGACAGCUGCUUCCAGUACGGCUUCAACUCAGCUCACCUGAAGACGGUGGUUUCCUACUGGAGACACGAGUUUGACUGGAAGAAGCAGGUGGCAGUGCUCAACAAGUAUCCACACUUCAAAACUAAAAUAGAAGGAUUGGAUGUGCACUUCAUCCACGUGAGGCCACCACACCGCCAGCAUCAGAGGGUCCUGCCUCUCAUGCUGGUCCACGGCUGGCCCGGCUCCUUCUACGAGUUCUACAGGAUUCUGCCCCUCCUCACAGAGACCCAGGACGAUGUUGUGUUUGAGGUCAUAUGUCCCUCCAUCCCUGGAUACGGUUUCUCAGAAGCUUCUCAUAAACAAGGGUUUGACAGCCUCGCCACGGCCCGGAUUUUCCUGAAACUGAUGGAGCGUUUAGGAUUCUCAGAGUUCUACGCGCAGGGAGGAGACUGGGGCUCCCUCAUCACCACCAACAUGGCCCAGAUGAAGCCUCAGUGUGUGAAAGGACUCCACUUGAACAUGUUUGUAUCAUCCAGGGGAUUCAAAGUGCUUCUGUCCCUCAUGAUCGGUCCUUAUCUGCCCUUCCUGGUGGGUCUAAGUCGGGAAGAUGUUCACCGGCUGUUUCCUUUCUUUGAGAAGAACGUCUAUGAAAUCCUGAGGGAAACCGGCUACUUCCACAUCCAGGCUACUAAACCCGACACUGCAGGCUGUGGCUUAAACAACUCUCCUGUGGGUUUGGCGGCCUACAUCCUGGAGAAGUUCUCUACCUGGACUGAUCUGAAGAACAAAAACCUUGUGGAUGGCGGUCUGGAGAGGAAGUUCAGUCUGGAUGACCUCUUGACUAACGUCAUGAUCUACUGGACCACAGGCUCCAUUGUGUCCUCCAUGCGCUUCUACAAAGAGAACUUUGCGACAAAUCCUGAUAAACGAGUGGAUGCAAAGGUACCCAUCGUCGUGCCCACCGGACUCGCUGCCUUCCCCGGGGAGCUGAUGCACUGCCCUAAAUCCUGGGCGCAAAUCAGGUAUCGAAACAUCCACUCGUACACCUUCAUGCCCCGAGGCGGACACUUUGCUGCCUUUGAGGAGCCGCAGCUCCUCGCCGACGACAUCAUUCAGUUUGUGAAGAAAGUGGAGAAGCUGUGAAACGCUUCAGCGCUCUGAGACCAAGUGAAUCCUAAAACAGCUGCUCUGUUGUUUCUGUGUUUUAAUCAUUCCAAUGGGACACAAUGCACAAUGCAUGUCCCCUGAUUGUGUUUACACUACAGUGUAUCGUCACAUGGCUGCACCCACAACUGCACAAUGAAGCUAUUUUUAGAUUUUGAUGAAUGUGAAGUGACGAUGCUGGCAUUCAAAGUGUGGAUUUAAAAAGCAUGUAAUGCAUUUAAAGUUUUGAUAAUUAAAGAUACUGCACUAAC